UUGGAGAUUCUGGUGGGACCCACUCACUCCCUCCUCACUCCUCCAGUCCUCCCCGCCAGAAAGAAUCUAAAACAGUCGGCCAUAACCAACCAAAAAGUUUCUCGCUCCGGCGAAGAACGACGAUUCUUCUUCUCCCCGUCUUCGAUUUCGGUCGAAGGGAUGGAAUCCGUCUGCCGGGCAGCCCAAUUCUCUUCCAAACCCACUUCUCCGACGAUCCUGCUUUCUCUACAAACCAAGCAUCUGAUCAGGGCCCAAAAGGGUUGGGCCCGUAGCUUUCCCGCCUCCCCACGCCGCGCAUCCCCCAAUCGAACGGUAGUAGCAGCGUCGUACGGCAACAACAACAGAGAUCAUGACGCCGUACGUGAGCGGAAUUCGAUCGGGAAAACCGUGGUGGCUGUCUCCGCCGCCGUAGCUGCUCUCGUCUCCGUCUAUUUCUCCGACCCGCCUCCGUCUUUUGCUGAAUCCCUCACGGUGGCUUUCCCUGUCUCUCGCGCUCGUGAGGUGAAUACAGUUCAAAGAACGCUUGUGGAGGCAUGGGGUCUGAUCAGAGAGACGUUCGUAGAUCCAACUUUCAAUCAUCAAGAUUGGGAUUCAAAGUUGCAGCAAACUAUGGUGGAGAUGUUUCCUCUUAGCUCAUCUGAUGCUGCUUAUAAUAAGAUAAGGGGAAUGCUAUCAACCCUUGGGGAUCCCUUUACUCGGAUUAUCAGUCCAAAGGAAUACCAAAGUUUUAGAAUCGGCAGUGAUGGGAACUUGCAAGGUGUUGGCGUGUUUAUCAAUUUGGAACCAAGAACAGGCCGUUUGGUGGUUUUGUCUUGCAUAGAGGGAGGGCCAGCUGCUCGUGCUGGGGUACAGGAAGGAGAUCAACUGAUUGAGAUUGAUGGUCAGCGGUUGGAUGGUAUUGACAGCGAGGUGGCAGCCCAAAAGCUAAGAGGACGAGUUGGGACAUCAGUAACUAUGAAACUCAGCGUAACUAUCCAGCCUCUUACUUGUCCUCCAUGAAAGCACCUUUAUUCAGUGAAGUUAAUAUCUGUGUACUGCACAGAUGUUUCCUGAUUUAAACGAUUCCUGACCUGCAAACUGGAAUUGAAGUCUCCUUUUUGUUUCCUGUUCCUGAUCUGCAUGCUCAUUUAAUUUUGGGCUAUUGUAGCCUGAAUUCCAAUUUUCAAGCUAAUACCACUAGAUCUAAAGAUUCAUUGCAAGUAACAGAUUCAAGCAAAUUAAUGGCACUUGUUACUCUUUGCUACCAAAUGACAAAGAAUCAGCGAAGUGCUUAAUGCCUGAUCUGUAUCUAUUUCUGCAGAGCAAAGACUCAGGCAGUGACUCUAGCACCAGAGAGGUGUCAUAGUUGAUUAUCGGACAUCUUUAAGAAGAGUCUGAAUCUUCUUGCAGGUCAAAUUAUCUCGAGAGUACAUCAGACUUUCACCAAUAUCCAGUGCCAUCAUCCCUCACAGGACACCAGAUGGCCGUUUAGCGAAGACUGGCUACGUGAAGCUGUCAGCCUUCUCUCAGAGCGCUGCGACUGACAUGGCAAAUGCAAUUCAAGAGAUGGAACGUCAAGAUGUGCAAUCCUACAUUCUGGAUCUUCGCAAUAACCCAGGGGGUCUGGUGAAAGCAGGACUGGACGUGGCACAAAUGUGGCUCGACGGAGACGAGACACUAGUGAACACACUUGAUAGAGAAGGUAACAUGCAGCCGAUUAACAUGGUGGACGGCCAUGCCAUAACACACGAUCCCCUGGUUGUCCUGGUAGGGAACAAAAAUCCCAUUAACACCCCUUUCAAAUUGUUCUUAUUCUUAUUCCCACCCUUGUUUAAUACCACUAAAAAAAAUGAAUAUAUUCUGCCAGCAUUGAUCCUCCCCUCUCCACAAAAUGGCAUCUUUCUUUCCAUGUGCAACGGUUGCUGAACUCUCAACUUUUGUACUGAUUGGCGGGUCCAACCCGAACAAAACAGGUGAACGAGGGAAGUGCUAGCGCUAGUGAGAUAUUAGCUGGAGCUUUGCAUGACAACGGGCGAGCCAUCCUUGUCGGCCACAAAACCUUUGGCAAGGGCAAAAUUCAGAGUGUGACGGAAUUGCACGACGGCUCAGCCCUGUUUGUGACGGUGGCCAAGUACCUGUCGCCGGCGCUUCACGAUAUAGACCAGGUCGGGAUAACGCCUGAUGUCCAGUGCACGACGGAAGAUGUGCUGAGGGAGUAUUAUUCAUCACAGUUGAAGAACAACAACAAGAACAGCAAAGAAUACGCCUCCUUGGAAGCCGAUUCGUGUAUCAUGGUCGCUGAACAUGAACUGGACAUUCAGGAGUCGCGAGGCACAGCUUCGUGAACAAUCUCAAAGAACAAAACUGACUCAAUCCCACUCAAUUGCGCUAGCUUUUCCAGAAUCAAGUGGUGAAUCGCCAACACUGAUCGGCCUGAAUUAAAAUUGGAUCGCUGUUGUAUAUUGUAGAUAGAUAGUUUCUUCUGUAAUUAAGUGUAAAGAUGAUAGGAUUCCAAGGGUCUCACAAGGGCACUUCGUCAUCCGCGUGUAAAAAUUAAGCACAUACCGCCAUUGAUGAAUUGUAAGAAAGCAUAGAAACACCAGCAUGGAUAAUAUAAAAGGGUAUUAUUAUACAAUGAAUGGAUAUCUCGAUAUAUAAUAUGUAUAUAAAUAGGUCAAUGAAUUCGAUACAAAUCGUCUCCACCUUCAAACAUCCCACAUAAUCAACCAGCUAGUACAGUAAACCAAACCCAAAUCUGGAACUAAAUAAAAAAACCCAAAACGAAGGAAGAGAGACGGAGAUAAAAUGAGAAGCAGCAGAGGAAGUAAGCGCCGCAAAAUUCACAAGGGGGGAGAGACCCAAUGAGGAGAACGAAAUCCUCUUUACAUCUUCAACAGACCCAUGAGAGACACGACGACAGAGACGGCGACGAAAGCGCCGGAGGCGGGAACGGAGAACCCAGCGCCGGUCACCUGCGAGGGCGAGGGAGCCGGGGCCAUUUCCUGGGCGGAGACGAUGGUCGCCAGGGAUGCGACCAGCAGGAGCAUGGAGAGGGCAGCUGCCUUCGAGAAGCUAACUUGGGCCAUUGUUGGAAUUGCUUGAAGGAAAAGAGCUGAACGAGUAUUUAGGGUUUGAAAGGCUCUGUGGGUAGAGAGAUGAGGAGCAGAGAAAGCAGAGAAUGGAGCUCUGAUAUUUUGUGUGGCGGUGGUGGUGGGAUGGAAGAGGGUAAUAAGAGCG
This is a messenger RNA of Linum tenue, 3216 nucleotides long. The record is from the annotation of a GenBank genome assembly. Lineage: Eukaryota; Viridiplantae; Streptophyta; Magnoliopsida; Malpighiales; Linaceae.